GCUCUACCGGACAAAAUCACAGGUUCCCCUCCUCCUUCUUCUACUCUCCUCUCUUCAUUCUCCUUCCUCCGCCGCCCGCGAGUUCUGCGGGGAAAAAAAAGCUGUCCCUCGAAAAUGGCUGCGCUCAUCAAGGCGGUGAACGCCAAGAUCCGGUCCAACCCGGUGUCCGACUACUUUUGCUCCACGCACUUCUGGGGCCCAGCUUCCAACUUUGGAAUUCCUAUCGCGGCCGUACUGGACACACAAAAGAGCCCUGACCUGAUCUCGGGGCCGAUGACCGGCGCGCUCGUGGUCUAUGCUUUCACCUUCAUGCGAUACUCCCUUGCCGUCACGCCGCGGAACUACCUGCUCUUUGCCUGCCACUUCACCAACGCCGGUGCACAGCUCACACAGAGUUACCGGUACCUGAACUACCACUACGGCUUUGGCAACAAGAAGGCGGAGGCGUGAAAUGGACAGGCUUUGAUAGAAUAGAAGAAGAAGAAGAAGAAGAAGAAGAAGAAGUAGCAGGAUUAGAGUAUACAGGAAUGCGGAUCGCGUUGGGCGUGAUAGAAGCGGUUCGGGAGCAUGGUAUCUCCCUCUGUCCUCUGUGACCUCCAUAGAGAAAGAAAGAAAAGAUAGAAGGGGGCCAUGUUCAUUUAGAAUAGAGAGGGACCAGGAUCCCCAUCUACAUAUAAGAACCAAGACGGCUUCGCUGCCACUUUCACU
This is a messenger RNA of Cryphonectria parasitica EP155, 708 nucleotides long. RefSeq names its product UPF0041-domain-containing protein. Gene Ontology annotation, cellular component: mitochondrial inner membrane. NCBI's taxonomy places the organism in Eukaryota, Fungi, Ascomycota, Sordariomycetes, Diaporthales, Cryphonectriaceae. The transcript has 3 exons. The record is from RefSeq and is a predicted model, not a curated record. The coding region runs from base 115 to 450 and encodes 111 amino acids. Gene Ontology annotation, biological process: pyruvate import into mitochondria.